Messenger RNA from Eurytemora carolleeae, 622 nucleotides. RefSeq lists its product as uncharacterized. The coding region runs from base 56 to 622 and encodes 188 amino acids. Lineage: Eukaryota; Metazoa; Arthropoda; Copepoda; Calanoida; Temoridae. The record is from RefSeq and is a predicted model, not a curated record. The transcript has 9 exons.
AUAUAUUAAACCACCAUGCAACAGUUGUUGAUCACCCACCUGUCCACAGUUGAUUAUGCAGAAACUAAUCAUUGAAAUAUUCAAGUGUAUUAGAAGAAUGAAUAAGAUGAUAUUUCUCCAGAUGAUUCUUCUGUUUCUCAUAGCUUUGGUUUCCUCGGCUAUAAUACAAGGAGAUGGAAAAAAACAAACGGUUAGCGAAAGGAAUAAUGAUGUGAAGCCAUCAGAAACACAGUAUUGUACAGGACAAACUACAAACUUACGGCUAAAUCAAGGACAAUCCCUAGAUCUAGAAACCCCAGUCGGGAUUAAUGGAACUUUUCUGUCAGGUUGUCAGGACUCCUGGGAUGUGGCGAUCUAUAAAGAUAGUCAAGAACUAAGUCAAUGGAGAAUCAAGGUUGAGAUUAUUGAUAUGAACCUGCCUUGUUCUUCCUCUGGCUUCAGGAUCAUGGAGGACGCAAAUCGUCGGCAAAAUGUUCUUUACUGCAAUGAAAAGAGGACGACUGAUAGUCAGGAGAUAUUCUUUUCUCAUGAGCACUUCAUUCAACUCAAGUUCGCUAAUGAGAAUGUGUGUAGAGAGGCAGAUGGAUGCAUUAACCUCAGAUUCAAAUUUAGAAUAAGGUAA